Messenger RNA from Ixodes scapularis (black-legged tick), 680 nucleotides. Its product is annotated as cytochrome P450 3A16-like. The record is from RefSeq and is a predicted model, not a curated record. Bases 25 to 657 code for a protein of 210 amino acids. Gene Ontology annotation, molecular function: heme binding; monooxygenase activity; iron ion binding. Lineage: Eukaryota; Metazoa; Arthropoda; Arachnida; Ixodida; Ixodidae. The transcript has 6 exons.
CACACGCCACAUAGGGUGCCGAGGAUGACACCGUUUGCAACAGUCGCCAAUGCCGAACUUUUUAUGAUUUCAGGGCUUGAGACGGUCAGUUCUGCACUGUCUUUCACCGCCCACCUUUUGGCCAAGCAUCAAGACGUCCAAGACAUACUGAGGGCGGAAGUGAAAUCGCUCCUCGAGAAAGACGGAAAUCUCAACUACGACAACCUCUUCAGCCUGCAGUACUUGAAACAAGUCAUUGCAGAAUCCUCAAGAUUCUAUCCCGCACAGCCAGGAAACGUCACAAGAAGAUGCGUGAAGGACUUCGAAUUCAACGGCUUUCGAAUUCCAAAAGACACGAACCUUGUAGUUCCCGUACGCGUGAUGCACCACGAUCCAAGAUACUGGGUGGACCCCGAGAAAUUCAACCCUGACAGAUUCAGUUCGGAAAACAAGUCGACGAUCGAGCCAAUGGCGUACAUCCCUUUCGGCAUCGGAACUCGCAACUGCCCCGCAUCCCGGCUUGCAGAAUUUGAGCUCUCGCUAAUCAUUGCCAAGACUGUGGCCAAGUUCAAGCUGCAUCUCUGCGACGAACCAGAAAAGAGGACUCUCAACUACAUUGCACCAGUCAUUCUAGCUUACUGCGAGGAGGGAGUUUGGGUGAGGGUGGAAAGAAUAUGAAGCCAUCGGCGUGGAUUAUUCUC